GUCGCGGCCGGCUGGAGCGGGCUGCGGCCCCGCUACGAACACGCCACGUUCCUGCCCGCCACCGACCCCCCGCGACUCUGGGUCUUCGGCGGCGCCCACCCGGCGGGGAACCGGAGCUGCGUCCAGGCGCUGGACCUCGAAACAGGAACCUGGGAGAGUCCUGAAGUGAGUGGAGUGCAGCCGCUGCCUAGGACAUUUCACACCUCCUCAGCAGCCGUAGGAGACUGUCUGUACGUGUUUGGAGGGGGAGAUAAAGGAGCAGAACCCGUUAAAGACCAGCGGCUUCACGUGUUUGACUCAGCCACCUUGACCUGGUCCCAGCCAGAUACUCACGGUGAUCCCCCCUCUCCUCGGCAUGGACACGCUGUGGUUGCAGUUGGGACCAAACUCUUCAUCCAUGGAGGUUUAGCUGGUGAUAUUUUUUACAAUGAUCUAUUCUGCAUUGAUAUAAAUGACAUGAGAUGGGUUAAGAUACCAGCCACAGGUGAUGUCCCAGGAGGACGGGCAUCCCACUCAUCAGCUGUGUUUAAAGAUCACUUGUACAUUUUUGGUGGAAUAGGUCCAGAUGGGACACUAGAUACUACAUACAAGUAUCACACAGAGAAGCAGCAGUGGACGCUCCUACAGUUUGACUCCCCUCUGCCCGCUGGGAGGCUGGACCACACCAUGUGUGUCAUUCCCUGGCAGGCUGGCAAGAGCAGAGACGCAGGAGCUGUCACCAGGGACAACAAAGCUAGGAGAGAGUCAACUGCAUCAGUGGGUGACAAAGCUGGCCCCCUCCAGAAGAGCCAAGAGGAGGAGGGGUGUGCUGAAGACACAGUCAUGCAUCUGCUAUUAAUAUUUGGUGGGAUGGACACACAGGGGGAAAUAUAUAGGGACUGCAUUGUCAGUCUGAUUGAAUAGCAGAGCUGCAGUCCUGCACAGCACCAGCCUUUUCUACACAGUUUUUAUAGUACUGUCAGAUUAAAUUAAUUCUUUCCAAUAAAGAAAUUCUUACCCUCAAAGGGAUGUCACUGUGCUAACACAGCCCUG
Haliaeetus leucocephalus (bald eagle) is the source of this 1032-nucleotide messenger RNA. RefSeq names its product Rab9 effector protein with kelch motifs (gene RABEPK). Lineage: Eukaryota; Metazoa; Chordata; Aves; Accipitriformes; Accipitridae. The record is from RefSeq and is a predicted model, not a curated record. The transcript is spliced from 5 exons. The annotation marks the transcript as partial. Gene Ontology annotation, molecular function: protein binding.